Pelobates cultripes (western spadefoot toad) is the source of this 462-nucleotide messenger RNA. The record is from the annotation of a GenBank genome assembly. Lineage: Eukaryota; Metazoa; Chordata; Amphibia; Anura; Pelobatidae.
AUGCAGUCUACUAGGUACAAGAUCUAUCUGAGCUUACUUACGAAGUUGGACGUCUUGAUCUCUCAGGGAGGUGACCCCGAGGACAUUUUGGCGGUCAAGGCCUUGAUGAGGAGUUACCAGUAUGACAGGUAUGCCUCCCUUGUAAAAGAGAGGGAUCACAGGUCUUUUCACUUACCCAAUCCUUUUCUUAGUUGCAAGAGGAAGACCAUUACCUGUCUGUGGAGCACCGAUGGGAUCCUGGAGGAGUCUCCUCACGGGAUCCUCGGAAAGAGCAGACCCCAGAUGGACGAGGCGGGCAAAUCCCGUGGAUGCAAGGUGGAUGAAUUCUUGAGUGAGCUCACGCUCCCUGAGUACAGCGACCUCCCUUUUGGUGAGUUGCUUAGCGAGAUCACCAUAGAAGAGGUCUCACAGAGAGUAUCCAGCUGGAGAACAAGAGUAAGUCGCCAGGUCCUGAUGGCCUGA